Messenger RNA from Ilex paraguariensis (yerba mate), 270 nucleotides. The record is from the annotation of a GenBank genome assembly. Lineage: Eukaryota; Viridiplantae; Streptophyta; Magnoliopsida; Aquifoliales; Aquifoliaceae.
AUGAAAGGAGGAAUGGCGGCAACUUUGGGAUUUCCUUUCACACCUGCUCAGUGCAAGGAGCUGGAGAGACAAGCUCUGAUAUAUAAGUACAUGCUGGCCUCUGUACCAGUGCCUCUUGAUCUCCUCUUACCCCGUUCCACAAAUCUUCCUCCAGACCUUACUCCAUACCACUCUCCCUGUAAUGAGCCCUGGUUUCUUCUUCUCCAACACUCCCUUAUAAUGACUUCUUUGGUUUUUCAAUAUGGGUUUUGCUUUUUCCGGUCUUUGUAG